Messenger RNA from Oppiella nova, 603 nucleotides. The record is from the annotation of a GenBank genome assembly. Lineage: Eukaryota; Metazoa; Arthropoda; Arachnida; Sarcoptiformes; Oppiidae.
AUGAGUUGCCAUAAAUUUGGUCAUUUUAAGCACCAAUUGGCGGGGCACCUGGUGUACCUGGUGACCCUGGUAGAAUGCCACCUGGUAGGAUACCAGGAGGUAGUAUACCAGGUAGAGGGUAUGGCAGUGGAACAGGCCUGGGUGGAAUGGGUGUUGAUGGUUUCGAACCAGGAUACUAUCAGUGCGUUAACCAUCCCUGAAAUCUAUGCUCAGGCACCAGCUGCCAUUGAAAGGCUCAGGGACAAAGGUGACAAUGUGUCAGCUGAUGAACUAGAUGAUUUGGUUGUCAAACUAAAGCAAGAUCAGGAGGCACUGAGAAUAGCCGCAGGGAUAUUUCCGCCUGAUGAAAACCUAUUGAAUUACAUAAUAGGAUUGAUGCAAACACACCAAAAACGGGCCGAGGUGCUUAUCAAACUAAGUAAUCAACUUUAAUCACAAAAUAUUACCAAGCAUAUAUUUAAGUUAUAAUACAUUUGUCGUUUAUUAAUGUAAAUUGAAUAUAAUUUAUCACGCGCAAUGUUAUUUAAUUGUGUAUAUAAGGUAAGUCAAAAUUAAAAUUGUAAUCAUUUAUGCAUUUAUGAUUAAAAUUUAUUAUAAAGUUUA